Messenger RNA from Rhododendron vialii, 1197 nucleotides. RefSeq names its product protein FAR1-RELATED SEQUENCE 9-like. Gene Ontology annotation, biological process: regulation of DNA-templated transcription. NCBI's taxonomy places the organism in Eukaryota, Viridiplantae, Streptophyta, Magnoliopsida, Ericales, Ericaceae. The coding region runs from base 1 to 1197 and encodes 398 amino acids. The transcript has a single exon. The record is from RefSeq and is a predicted model, not a curated record. Gene Ontology annotation, molecular function: zinc ion binding.
AUGAAAUUUAAGACAGAAGAGGCAGCUUAUGAAUUUAGUGGUGCAUUUGCAAGAUUCAAAGAUUUUUCAAAAGAUUUUAGUGAGUGCAUAUACAAUUAUGAAGAUGAGGAUGAAUUUAUUAGUGCUUGGAAUGCGAUGCUUGAAAGGUAUAAUCUCCAAGAUAAUGAUUGGUUGAAGCGAAUGUUUAACCAAAAGGAGAAAUGGGCAUUGGUUUAUGGGAGACAGACUUUUUGCGCUGAUAUGACUACCACCCAACGCAGUGAAAGCAUGAACAGUGUGCUUAAAAGAUAUGCCAGCUACAAACAUGAUUUGUUGCAGUUUUUCCACCAUUUUCAAAGGUUAGUUGAUGAUCGCCACUACGAAGAACUAAAAGCUGAUUUUAGAGCAACUCAAAGUACUCCAUCUUUGUCCUUUCCGGUAGAAAUGUUGAAGCAUGCAGCAAGUAUGUACACCCCAGAUGUGUUUGUAUUGUUUCAGAGGGAGCUAAGCAAGGCUCAUGAUUGUAACUUGAAAAAAUUUGGUGAGAGUGGAACAGUAACUGAAUAUGAUGUCAGUCCUUAUGGCAAGGAUGAUCAACACCAUCUUGUUACAUUCGACUCAUCAGCAGAUAUGGUGUUGUGUAGCUGUAAAAAAUUUGAGUUUGUAGGAUUAUUAUGUUCACAUGCACUUAAAGUUCUUUGCAAUAACAAUGUUAUGAGAAUUCCGGAGAAAUGCAUAUUGAAAAGGUGGACAAAGAAUGCAAAAUCAGGGAGUACAGGUACUUGUGCACGGACAAGCUUGAUCGAAGAUCCAAAGGCAAUGAUGGGAAGACGAUACAAAGAGUUGUGCCGCUUGUGUACCCAAUUGGCAACAAGAGCUACUGAAACAGAGGAAGCUUAUAAUAUUGCUAUGGAUUGUCUUAAAAAAAUUGCGGAAGAAGUGGAUGCAAGUUUGACUGGAGAAGGUUUUGAUGGGACCUCUAAUGCCAAUAAUAGUGCAUUUCUAGAGAAUAAAGCUACCCUUGGUGAAGAAUUUGAGAAAAGAGUUAAAGGGUUGAAAGUUAAAGAGAGAGCUACUGGAAGGUCUAGCAAAAGGCCAAGAAAUGCUCUUGAAAGGGCCAUUAAGUCUAAAAAAAAUCCAGUAAAUAAUUUGAACUCCAUGGAUUAUCUCAUUCAACAAAGUGAAUUACAUACACCUUCGCGUUUCAGCCAGGUAUAA